Messenger RNA from Erythranthe guttata (spotted monkey flower), 1147 nucleotides. RefSeq names its product reticulon-like protein B2. The record is from RefSeq and is a predicted model, not a curated record. Gene Ontology annotation, biological process: response to bacterium. Lineage: Eukaryota; Viridiplantae; Streptophyta; Magnoliopsida; Lamiales; Phrymaceae.
AGUUUAAAUAUCACUCUGCUUCCCAUUUCCCAUAUAACGCAUUGCAGAAAGAAAUAAUAAAUUAAAUAAACGAAAAGGAAAAGCGCCGAACAUCUCAAUAGUUAACGUACGGCGGCGACUGAGAUCGGAAUUACUGAAUCGAUGGCCGACAAUGCUAGCGAGCACGAGAAGCAUGAAUCGGCUGCUGAAUCUCUGAUCGACAAAAUCACGGAGAAGUUUCACGGCUCCGAUUCGUCUUCCUCCGAUUCCGACGACGACGACAAGGGCAUCAAAUCGGCCGCUUCUUCCGCGAAGGCCAAGAUCUACCGCCUCUUCGGCCGCGAACAGCCCGUACACAAGGUUCUCGGCGGUGGAAAACCUGCUGACAUUUUCCUAUGGAGGGACAAGAAAGUUUCUGCUGGCGUGCUUGGUUUCGCCACUGCAAUUUGGGUGCUUUUUGAACUGAUUGAAUACCAUCUCCUUUCACUAGUGUGCCAUAUCCUGAUUCUUGGUCUUGCAAUCAUCUUUCUGUGGUCAAAUGCAUCCAGCUUUAUUAACAAAUCUCCCCCUAAGAUCCCAGAAGUUGUUGUUCGCGAGGAUAUUGUGAUAGGUGUCGCUAACGCCCUUAGGAUUGAAUUCAACAGAGCUUUCGCCAUCCUUCGAGAUAUUGUAUCAGGGAAAGAUCUAAAGAAAUUCCUUGCUGUGAUUGCUGGCCUUUGGGUUCUUUCCAUGCUGGGGAGCUGCUUCAACUUCCUGACCUUGUUUUAUAUAUGCUUCGUUUUGUUGCACACGGUGCCUCUGCUGUACGAAAAGUAUGAUGACCAGAUUGAUGCUUUUGCUGAGAAAGCUGAGGCAGAGCUAAAGAAGCAGUAUGCCGUGUUCGAUGCCAAGGUCCUAAGUAAGAUUCCUAAAGGUCCAUUGAAAGACAAGAAGUUCCUCUAGAUCCUAUGAUUUUACUCAGUCGGGUUUUCUUUAAUGUGUUGCGACUCAGUUUGUCUGAAAGAACCCAUGUUUAGACCAGUUUGUUUCUUCACUCUAUUUGGGUUCGUAAUUUGAAAAGGAUUGAUAUUCUGUUAGGCAUUUUUGACUUUGCGUUGCCACUAUAUUUUUGAACUAAUUUCUACUGAUAGUCGGAUUGUUAGUCGGAAAAGUGUGUGAUAAGUUUCCC